Molecule: messenger RNA, 2378 nt
Organism: Lampris incognitus (smalleye Pacific opah)
Lineage: Eukaryota; Metazoa; Chordata; Actinopteri; Lampriformes; Lampridae
Product: betaine--homocysteine S-methyltransferase 1
Exons: 8
Coding region: 95-1297 (400 amino acids)
Molecular function (GO): betaine-homocysteine S-methyltransferase activity; zinc ion binding
Source: RefSeq, a predicted model, not a curated record
UUUGUUGGGCUAUAAAACUGCUUGGAUCCCCACACCUAAUCCUCUCCGAAUCCAGAAGAAAGUUGAGGAGUGCGCCCUAAUUUCUGCAAAAACCAUGGCACCAGCUGGAGCUAAGAGGAACGUCUUGGAGCGCCUGGACGCAGGCGAGAUCGUUAUCGGGGACGGAGGGUUCGUCUUCGCCCUGGAGAAGAGGGGCUAUGUGAAGGCUGGACCGUGGACUCCCGAGGCGGCAGCCGAGCACCCUGAAGCAGUGCGGCAGCUGCAUCGGGAAUUCCUCCGCGCCGGAGCAAAUGUCAUGCAGACGUUUACUUUCUACGCAAGCGACGAUAAGCUGGAGAACAGAGGCAACACUCAGCACUUCACUGGACAACAAAUUAACGAGGCUGCUUGCGACCUGGCCCGGGAGGUGGCCAAUGAGGGGGACGCUAUGGUAGCAGGAGGGCUCUCCCAGACCCCAUCUUACCUCAGCUGCAAGAGCGAGGAUGAUGUGAAGGCCAUCUUCAAGAAGCAGAUCGAUGUGUUCGUCCAGAAGAAUGUGGACUUCUUGAUCGCAGAGUACUUUGAGCAUGUGGAGGAAGCAGAGUGGGCUGUUCAGGUUCUGAAGACAGCUGGGAAGCCGGUGGCUGCCACUUUGUGUAUUGGACCUGAGGGAGACCUAAACGGAGUCAGCCCUGGAGACUGUGCUGUCAGACUCGUCAAAGCUGGAGCUCAGAUUGUGGGUGUGAACUGCCACUUUGAUCCCAUGACCUGUGUGAAGACUGUGAAGAUGAUGAAGGAAGGAGUCGAGAAGGCUGGACUGAAAGCCCACUAUAUGGUCCAGCCUCUGGCCUACCAUACCCCUGACUGCAACUGCCAGGGUUUUAUUGAUCUGCCAGAGUUCCCUUUCUCUCUGGAGCCCAGGAUUUUGACCAGAUGGGACAUGCAUAAGUAUGCCCGGGAAGCUUACAGUGCCGGCAUUCGUUAUAUCGGAGGCUGCUGUGGGUUCGAGCCUUAUCACAUCCGUGCUGUGGCUGAGGAGCUAGCCCCCGAGAAGGGCUCUUUACCCGCUGGCUCGGAGAAACAUGGCAACUGGGGCGGUGGCCUGGUCAUGCACACAAAGCCAUGGGUCAGAGCCAGGGCUCGUCGUGACUACUGGGAGAAUCUGAAGCCAGCAUCCGGUCGUCCGUUUUGUCCUUCCAUGGCCACCCCUGAUGGGUGGGGGGUUACCAAAGGCCACGCUGACCUCAUGCAGCAGAAGGAGGCCACCACUCAGGACCAACUGCAGGUUCUCUUUGACAAGUCCAAGCCCAGCCACUAAGAGCCCCCUCCUCGAUAUUAACAGGGAGGCUGCCCCCGCGGGUGGCAGAAGGGUGGCAGGAAUGAGGAGAAGAGGAAACCAAUAGUUCUGUACGCAAGGAAACUGUGUGCAUGUCUGCGUGUCUCUUUUUGUGUUAAAUGAAAGCAAACCAAAGAACUACACUCCAACACAAAAACAAACAAAAAAAAAUUGAAAAAGCACCUUUCGUCUACAAACUUGAUAUUGGCACAACGAUUAACGGAAUUUCGCUGUUGAGAUUUUUUUGCUGGUAUAAUGAGGGUAUAAUUGUCAGAUACUAGCCCCUAAACCUCAGUUCACACUGCCGCCCAACAAAUAUCAUAAUGCAAUUUGGAAACGAAGCGUACAGUUGGAUGCUUAUAACGGAUGGCGACAUCCUCAACAUUCAAUAGGCAAAACUGGGGCUGGUUGUUAGAAAUGAAUGUACGUUAAUGAAUGUUAAGAUGGCAAACAUUUCCAAAGGAUAUUAUAUGAAAUAGUGGUCAAAUAUGUGGACUACUUCUGAUGUGAAAAACAACUAUCUGUACUAAACGACAGAGUUACACCUGGGAGGAGUAAAGAAUUGUCAUUUUUAAUUUGCUAGUAGGUAUAAUAGGGUGCCCUCCCUAUUCCAGUAAUGAUGAUGUAGCCACACCUGACUUCUCCAAGGAAUAGCGUGUGAGGAAAAUUCCAGGCUGUCUCACACACUUCCCAAAGUUUUCAUCUCAAAGAUUGAAUGCUGACUAUCGAUUACUUGUAUGACCAUUUUACUGUGAACUACGCUGAUGUCACCUACUUUUAACGUCACGCCAUUUUCUGAGUAGAGGCUUUGCAGAAGACGUCCGUCUCUCGGGUCUGUUGAAAUGCUGUUUCCACCACCACAUCCUGGCUUCACUACGAGGCCUUCAUAUUGCACUGCGUCACAGAGGCCGGUGGCAGGUGACACCUCAGUGAUAUACUGUGUCCACGAUGCCAGAAAGAAAGCAAGCCUGACUUUAACGUCCUGAAAGUGAAAACUAAUGUCUUACAAUGAAAGAACUUGGUGAUGGCUGAAACAAUAAAAAAAUCAGUUGUUCAAACUGGA